This is a messenger RNA of Dermatophagoides pteronyssinus (European house dust mite), 2210 nucleotides long. RefSeq lists its product as uncharacterized. NCBI's taxonomy places the organism in Eukaryota, Metazoa, Arthropoda, Arachnida, Sarcoptiformes, Pyroglyphidae. The record is from RefSeq and is a predicted model, not a curated record. Gene Ontology annotation, cellular component: nucleus. Gene Ontology annotation, biological process: regulation of DNA-templated transcription.
UGAUAAUAAUGAAUCAAUGAUUAAAUCAAACAAAUCGAAUAAUUUAAAAAAUGAUUUGAAUAAAUUAUCGUCAAAAGAAAAGAAUCAAAUUCAUCAAGCAUCAUAUGAUAAUCUUAAUAAAUUGGAUAAUCUUAUGAUGGCAGCAGCAGCUGCUGCUGCUGCAAGUGGUUGUGUAUCACCAUUUAAUGAAUUUUCAGCUAGAAAACUAAAAUCAAAUAAUGAUCUUCACAAUCUUCAUUCUCAUCAUCAUCAUCAUCAUCAUUCAUCACAUCAGCAUGAUGGUGGUCAAUUUUUACCACCACCACCACCCACCAUAGGUGUUUCGAUAUCAUCGGCAACACCUAAUGCACAAUCACAGCCAACACUUUUACAACCACAACCACCGGCAACAGCGGCAGCUGUUGCUAAUUCAUUAUUAUCAUCAUUACCAUCAUUAGCAAAUUUUUCUCCAUUAUUAAAUCCGGCUACAUUAUUGGCCGCAACAACUGAUCCCAGUAAAUUUCCCGGAACACUUUCAGCCGCUGAUUAUUGUAAAAUUGAUCUCAACAAUCCGAAUGCGGCAGCUGCAGCAGCAGCAGCCGCAGCAGCAGCGGCUGCUGCUUUCAAUAAAAAUUUGGAUUUCAAUCCUUUCGCAGCGGUGACAACGACAACAACAACAGCGGCUACAACGGCUUCGGCGACUGCCACAAGUCCUAAUAAUAACAACAACACUAGCAACGUUAAUGCUAAUAGCAAUCGAAAUAAUACUAAUGAUAAGAAUAUCAAUUCAAUGAAUCCUACCACCGGUGUUGAAACAGUAAUGAAUCUUAGCCAACCAAUAACCGGUAGCGGUGCUGGUGGUGGUGGUGGAACUGGUAAACGUCGUAAUCAUGAACGUCAUCAUCGUCAUAAUCAUGAUAAAAAUAAUAGCAGUAAACAAUCUGGUGGAGGUAAACAUUCACGUAAAUCAAAUCAUCCAUCUAAACGACGUUGGGAUCCAUUAAUAUUAUCAUCAUUGACAACAAAUCCAACCACUGGAAAGAAACGUGUUCAAUGUAGUGUUUGUCUGAAAACAUUUUGUGAUAAAGGUGCAUUGAAAAUACAUUUCAGUGCGGUACAUUUACGUGAAAUGCAUAAAUGUACGGUCGAUGGUUGUAAUAUGAUGUUCAGUUCAAGACGUAGUCGUAAUCGUCAUAGUGCCAAUCCAAAUCCAAAAUUACAUACACCGAAUUUCCGUCGUAAAAUUAAUCCACAUGAUGGCCGUACGGCUAAUCCAUAUCCGAUAUUGCCACCACCACCAGGCGCAUUAUUUGGUAUACCCGGUAUGAAUGGUGGUGUUAUUACAAAUAUAGAAACAUUAAAGUCAACAUUCAAUGCUAGUACAUCAUCCGAUCAUUCACCUAAAACAUCAUCCGAUUAUGCAAUCGAUUUUAAUUCAAUGUCAUCACAUAGUUCAAGGGCAACACCAAAUGAAGAAAUUAUUGAUGAAGAUGAUGAUGAUGACGAUGAUGAUGAUAAUGAAACAUAUACCGAUGGUGAUGAUGAUGGUCAAAGUGAUGAUGAUGAUAAUGAUUCAACUGUUAGAAGAGAUGUCGGUAUUCGGGUAGCCGAUAUCGAUGACGAUGAUGAUGAUGAUGAUGAUGAUGAUAUUUGUAUUGAUCUCUCAUUUAAAGAAGAUACUCAUCAUAAUAAUAUUAAUAAUAAAAAUACGGGAAGAAAACGUAAAAAUUUUAAUCCAAUAAAAUUCUCAUUAAAUAAUAAUAAUAAUGAAAAUUAUCAGUAUUUAUCCAGUGAUGAUGAUGAUAAUGAUAAUAAUAAUAAUAAUGAUAAUAAUAAUGGUCAAUUAUCACCACCAUUAUCAGCAUCCGGAUCAUCUUCAUCGUCAUCAUCCGCAUCGACCGGAUCAUCUUCACCAUCAUCAAGUGAUACGGAAAACUAUUCAUCCGAUCAGAUUAAUAUUACUAAUAAUAGCAAAAGAAUCAAAGUUAAUGCCGAUGGUGAUAAUGGAGAAAAUCAACAUCGAUCUUUCACGACGGUUGAUGAUUGUAAAUCCAAUAAUAACGAUACCGAUAUUGAUGUUAAUGAUGAUGAUAAUGAUACUGGUGUUAAUAGUGAUAUCGAAUCGAAUGAUAAAAAUAAAAAUAAAGAUCUCGAUAAUGACCAAAGAAAUUUAGAAUCAAUAACUAGUGCUUGACCGAUGAUACACCGAAACAAUUGGAAAAAAAUUUUGU